Molecule: messenger RNA, 5937 nt
Organism: Leptidea sinapis
Lineage: Eukaryota; Metazoa; Arthropoda; Insecta; Lepidoptera; Pieridae
Gene: Fbxl7
Product: F-box/LRR-repeat protein 7
Exons: 8
Coding region: 200-1471 (423 amino acids)
Biological process (GO): SCF-dependent proteasomal ubiquitin-dependent protein catabolic process
Cellular component (GO): SCF ubiquitin ligase complex
Molecular function (GO): protein binding
Source: RefSeq, a predicted model, not a curated record
UAGGGUCAUCAUUCGCUUUAUAGCGUUCCUGUGUGUCAAAUUUAUAGAAAUAAUGUUAGUUAUGUUAUGAUGGAUUGAAAUAUAGUGUUUGUGCAUGUGUUGUGAAUACGAUGUGUGAUUUUGUGCGGAUUUGAAGAUGUGGGAUAUUAUCUACGCGAAAUCCGUGAGGAAAAAGUGUGGUGUAUAACAAGUGACCAUCAUGUCAAGUGGUGGUUGUUCAGCCCCAGGGCUGUGUGGGGGAGCUCGGCGUCGACCACCUCCACCUCCGGAGCCAGCCCUAACUCUCGCCGCAGACCUGAGCGAGUUGAGCCUCGAUCAGGGCUACCACACGCUAGCAGACUGCGGCCCUCCGAGAAGACGAAGAGAUAACACCCUGUCUGAUGCUCUGUGGCUCAGAAUUUUGUCGUAUUUAGAAGUGUCAGACUUAUGCCGAUUGUCGAGGGUGUGUCGUAAAUGGUCGCGGUUUGUAACACGUCUGCUGUCGAAGCCGGACACCUGGCGAAGAGUCCGAGCAGCUGGACCCCUGGAGGUGGCCGCAAGGUGUGCAGGUGCCAGGGCAGGCCUGUACACUGGUGCUGUACGAGAGUGGAGAUCGAAGAAUUGUGUGGUUACCGUGGCGGGUGCUCAGCUCUUAGUAGCUACCUUCAGGAACCUCACGCACCUGGCUCUCACCAACUCCAUGGUGAUGGAUGCGAGGACCCUGGCGCCGAUAGUCACAGACCUGGUGGACUUGAGGCAUUUGGAUCUCAACGGAUGUCCAAACGUAGACUGGCCAGAGUGGGCUUGGUUGGAGAGCAGGCUUGCGACGCGAAGACCUCCGCUAGAGUACGUAGACCUCACGGACUGCGCAGCCCUCACAGAUGCAGGUCUCUGCGCUCUCCUACACACCUGUCCUUCUCUUCAAUAUCUGUACUUACGAAGAUGUACUCUAGUCACUGACGCAGGCGUUAGAUGGAUACCAUCGUACUGCGCCCUGAAGGAACUCAGCGUGUCUGACUGUACGGGCGUCACAGACUUUGGUCUGUACGAGCUGGCCAAGUUGGGACCGGCCUUGCGGUACCUUUCUGUAGCCAAAUGUGCUCAGGUGUCAGACUCAGGAAUCAGGACCCUGGCUCGACGAUGCUAUAAGCUGCGGUAUCUUAAUGCCAGAGGAUGUGGGGCUCUAGGUGAUGAUGGAGUGGAAGCAAUAGCAAGGGGGUGUUCACGCUUAAGGGCGCUGGAUCUUGGUGCCACUGACGUUUCGGAAACUGGUUUACAGAUCCUUGCACGCUGUUGUCCAAAUCUCAAGAAACUGGCGCUCCGAGGAUGCGAGCUAAUCGGUGAUGAUGGACUUGAUACGGUCGCGUAUUACUGCCGGGGGUUGACGCAGCUCAACAUACAAGAUACGCCAGUCACCCUACGAGGAUACAGGGCGGUAAAGAAGUACUGCAAACGGUGUGUCAUUGAGCAUACCAAUCCCGGAUUUUGUUAAAAGACUGAUAACUUAUUAUCUAUAAGAGUUCAUUCACACGAGUGUAAAAAAGCGUGGCGUCAACUACAGAAACAUGAAGUGUUCAAUAUGUAUCAAGUUGUAUCGCAGGCCGUUACGCAAUAUUGUGUCCUUUUGUUAUAAAUGAUACUGUUUAAUAGAAGGUAUAUGCUUGUUCUGUCAUUUAUUCCAAUAAAAAAAACACUUUCAAGACAGACUGACAGGAAAGAUUUCGUAACAUCGUACAAGAUAUAAUAAACAUAUUUAUUCAAACAAGACAAAUCUUAUAACUAUAUUUACAAUACUAUGAUUACAUUAAAUUCAGCUAAAUUGGUGUCGAGAUACUUGGCCCGUGGGUCGCAGAGAUGCGGAGAAUGUACAAAGUACUAUCUUCUCUCCUCAACCCAAGCUAUUUCGGUCAACGGAUCAGCCUAGCUAUCAAACGUGGAAAUACUGCCAGUAUUCUUAGUACACUUCCACGUAAUGAUAUUAUAAAUUAAAUGUGAUCUGUAAAUAUAGUUAUAAUAUAGAAUAAUAUGUACAUACUUUAUCAAAUGAACAGACCGAUAGACAGUGGUGACUUAGAAAUAUGGUGCCCAUUCGAAAGUCUAAAUAGUUUACACAAAGAAAACCGUCUGGUACAUUAAACCUUACGUCUACAACUCUGUGUUAUUUAGCAGUAAAACGAGGAUAUAAAAAUAGGGGUUCAAAAGAGUCGAACAGACUUAUGUUUUUCAGCAAAUUUUUUUUUCUUUUAUCGCUUUUUUACAGACGUUGAUCAACUCUCGUGUGGAUGAGGCUUAACGGCCGUUUUCAAUAACCUAUCAAUCUUUAGUUUUACUUACUAGAGGUAUAUAAAUCUAUCCUUUUACGAUUACUUGCAUUUCAAUGACUAUUAUAGACGAUUGGACUAUAACUAUAUUGGACAUAACUAUCAGCAAUGUAUCCGCAACUAGAGAUACGUUAUUGAAAACGGCCGUUAAUAAACAAACGGUUAGGUCGUUGCCAUGAAAAUGCCAUUAUGUUAAGCUUUUAAUGCUGUUAAAAUACAAAGUUAUAUUUAAGUCCAUAAUGGAUCUUUUGUAGCUCUAACAUAUUUGCUAAUUGAAACACGACAUAUGAUGCACAAUGCAAUUCAAUAUAUCUAGGGAUGGUAGAGAAAAAUAAAGCUCUGAGCGGAAAAAUAAGUUAAUUACUAUUGAUAUUCAAUAAAAUGUAUAUUUUUAGAUAAAAAAUCGAAAAAUCUCCGGUAAAAUUAAAUUUGGGUUCGAAGCCGGAAAUACAUUUACAAGGUGGCUUGUUUCACGGUAUUACGGAUUUCAUUUCGAGGAGUGUAUCCAUGGGCUAAAUCCCUUCCCUUCAUCGGAUGACCACAUGUGGAAGCUUCCAUCCUUAUUUUAUAAGUUACGAAUAGACAGAAAUUGUAUUGUUACAAGUUCUAUCAUGCGAUCAGUUUAGCUGAAGAAUAUUAAGGACCGCAGCAAAUAGUCAAAUUGUCGCGUUCUACAUGCAAAAUUGAGAGGAAAUAUAGUACCAUUUUUUCAAAUUAAAUGGGUUCCGGUCGUGCCUUUGACAAUUCUACAAACAUCCUUCCCUUUAAAAAGACUACAGAUUGAUUCAAUAAAAAUUCUUUAUUUACCAAUUUUGUUUACCAGUAGGAGGCUGCUUUGCACAGGAUACCGACUAGAUUAUGGGUACCACAACGGCGCCUAUUUCUGCCGUGAAACAGUAAUGUGUAAGCAUUAUUGUGUUUCGGUCUGAAGGGCGCCAUAGCUAGUGAAAUUACUGGGCAAACGAGACUUAACAUCUAAUGUCGCAAGCAAUUUUUCGGUUUUUAAAGAAUCCAGAGCAGCACUGCAUUUUAAUGGGCAAGGCGUAUCAAUUACCAUCACCUGAACGUCCUGCUCGUCUCGCACUUUAUAGUCAAAAAAAAAUAUCGCGCUAGAUACAUAGUAACUUUAGUUCUUUUUGUUUUUUAUUUUAAUUUUUUAAUUACUUCUGUACAGUCAUUCAUCGCUGGUGUUAGCCAUGGUACGUUGACCCUUCGUAAUUUGUUCUUAAAGUAAUAAUUCAUAAUGCAAAGUUUGUCGAAUCAAUCAAACCCAAUUCUCGACUAACAAGCUUGUAACAACAAUAUUAUUACUGUUUAAAUUUGAAAGCACAAUAACAGGAAAAUACUUUUAUAAUUUCUGUAUUUCUACUAGCUUCAUAGUUGCACAGUUGCAAAGCAUACCUACUUUGAAAUUGUGUGAGAUCCUAACAGUGGGUCCAGUUUCACGUACAAAAGUUUUCUUAAUAGCUAACGAGGUUGUCGGAUAAGAGGAAGCUGAGUCUUUCAAGUGUUUUAUAAACACUUGAAAAUUGUCUAACGUACGUUGAGAUUUCAUUCAUUUGUAAUGAAAGAUCUUUUAGAACAAUCUUUAUUUCACAAUUAAUUAUUCAAUACUCAAACUUGAGUUUGAAGAGAAAUCUAGGGAAAUAAAUCAAAUAUUGAUUUAGGAGCUACUCUGACUAGGGUUCACUGAAUAAUUAUGAAAGUUCUUACUCUUUUUAUCCAGGAAAGUAAAGGCUAUCGCUCACAUAAACACCAAUAAAUAUUAAUAGUCAUUUUUGUAGACUUGAUUUUUUUGUACAGAAAAUGUAACUGUCUUAUUCAUAAUGAUUAAUCGGAGAUUUAAAACAUCGCUUAAAUCGUUAAAAAAUGGUAUUCAUAAUCGCAUAUUAGAGCUAAAACGAUCAUUAUCUCUAGGACCCUUCUAUAAAUCUAUUUUAUGCACUCGAACGCAAAAAAACAUGGCCGACAUCGAUCACCUGUUCGUUAAGUAAUGUGAUAAAUAGCUUCCCGCUCAAAGUUUAAAAUUAUUUUGAAAUCGACUUUUGACAACUGACAAACCAUUGACAUUGAAAAGAUGUCUGUUUCCAUUGACAGUUACUCGUUAUAUUAGUUAAAAUUAUGUUUUUUUGUACGAAAUAGCAAUAUUGCGCACUACAGAGAGUAUUAAUUAGUUAUGGGAGAUUUAUCUAACGAAUAUGAAUAAGGAAUUUUAUCGAAAGUUUGAUAGGCCUGAAACACGUUUUAACUAAUAUAGCUUUAUACCUUCGAAAUGCGUUAUAGAAUAAGGCAGUUAAUGUUUAGUGAAGGAAACGAUUUAAAAAAAUCCUGAAUAGGAACAAAGGGAAUGUUAGAUUUUCCUACCAUAAUGUAGUAUUUUACUACGAUGCCUGCUUUAUAAAAACAAAUGAAAUGAAAAGAAAUUAAUAUUAAAAUUUCUCAGUAAAAUUCUAAAUUUUAAAAUUACGAAAGUAUUUCGCACGACAAUUUUUUUUAAAGGUUGCAUUGUAUGAAGUUAUAACUGCCCAGUAUCCUUUUUUCCUAAAACCAAACUAUUAUUACAAAUGAAAAUGUAAGUUUGUUACGCUUUCACGUUUUAAUUAUAUGAUCUAUUAGGCUACAAUUUUGCCAACACGCUACCAGGUAGAUACAGGAAAGAUUUUUUUUAUUUUCCUCUUUUUUCAUGUUGAAAUCCCAAAAAUCACAAAUUCAGAUUCAAAUAGGUACUUUUAUAGAAAUAUACUUAAAAUCACUUAUUGAACGUCAAAACUACGCUAAGUAUGCUAGUACUACUUGCUUGGAAGAACAGGCGCAAGAAACUCAGUGGGCUUUUUUAAAUUUCGUUUUAAUAUAUGUAAAAGUACGAGAUCCGACUGCAGGAUUAGUGCGCUCAUCGGUUAUUUGCUAAGAACCAAAUUUUUAUGUAUAUUUAUAAUUAGGAGAAUAUAUAUCUACCAAGUUGCCUAUAAAAUUUUGGCCGCUAAUAUUUUUAAUUCAAUUCAAUGGCUUAAAACCGCCGCACAGCCGGCAAUCGCUAUCCUCGUCUGACAAAUGAUGUCACGCGCUAACUCUCUUUCACCCUACCUUUAAUAUUUAUCAUCUUUAACAGCCAGCAACCCUUAUUUGCGGCCAGAUUUAAUAAGGUAACCAUAUAUGAUAAUUAAAAGAAAAAAAUUAGCUUCAAUUUGAUAUAUAAUUAAUAAAUAUACGUUAUGAACGUAUAUCGAAAUCAUACCUGUUUACACCUGGCUGCAAAGAGGUGCGGCCAGGUGCGCAAUGGCAACCGUGAUUUUUUAAAAUCAUUAUGUAAAUUGCCGUGAUGUAGACGAUAUUUUAUUUAAAAAACAAGUGAACGAAAUUUUUUCCCAAAAAUCUUGAUAGGCAACUUAGUAGAUAAUUAUAUUCUUCUUAUUAUACAUAUACAUAAAAAUUUAGUUUUUAACAAAUAACGGAUGAGCGCACUAAUCCCGCAGUCGGAUCUUAGACUAUAAUAUCGUAUUGUAAAAUUUAAAAUUAAAUAGCUUGAGGGCGUUCGCUACUUUCCCAGUCUCCUUUGCCACACAAAAGACUUUUAACAAUUUCGUUUGAAAUUCGUUACACAUUUGUUUUGUUCAUUUUCCGUGAUGAUGAUUUAAAA